Molecule: messenger RNA, 4110 nt
Organism: Equus quagga
Lineage: Eukaryota; Metazoa; Chordata; Mammalia; Perissodactyla; Equidae
Product: maestro heat-like repeat family member 5
Exons: 31
Coding region: 1-4110 (1369 amino acids)
Cellular component (GO): cytoplasm
Source: RefSeq, a predicted model, not a curated record
AUGGACAAGCAGCGUUUGGAAAAGUCUCACCGCCACACCACGGCUGACCGGGCGCCAUCAGCCCUGUCCCAGAACCCCAGGCCAGCCAAGCUCCAGGCCAGGACAAGUGGGAGCCCAGGAGGGGACCCCAAUACCCUGCUUCCCACCGGUGCCCUGGCCUCCCCCUGCUUCAGGAGAUCGCCUUCCUGCAGAAUCCCCUCCCACGUCUUCGAAUCCCAUACGAGGGCACCUCAGGACUCUGCCCACAGGGACAGACAGGUGCACCCCGCCACCAUCGUGCUCCGCAAGUCGCAGAGCAGCCAGGCCGCGCUGGUGCCCAAGGAGCACAAGAUGUUCAUGGAGGAAGCCUACAACGCAGCCAUCUGCUUCAAGAUGCUCCGGGACCUGAACAGUGCAGACUCCCUCCGCAUGAAGUACAUCAUCAAGAAGAUCAAGAACAUGGCUCAGGGGGCCCCCAACCUGGUGCUGGAAACCAUCCAUGACUACUUUGUAGACAACAUGGAGAUCUCCACCCGGCACAAGUUCCGGCUGUUCCAUGUCCUGGAGGCUGUCAUUGGAGCCAUUGACUCCCUGGAAGAGACCUGGGAGAAAACCUUCAUAGAGCUGGCCCUGGAGAACAUGACCAAGUCCACGGAUCUGGAAGAGGUGUACCAGGAUGCGGCCAGCAACGUGCUGGUGGCCAUCUGUAGGCACUCAUGGCGGGCGGUGGCCCAGCACCUGGAGACCGAGGUCUUGACGGGCGUCUUCCCCCACCGCAGCCUCCUCUACGUGAUGGGCAUCCUGACCUCUAACAAACAGAUCUUCAACAAUGGAGAGAAGGCGUGCUGGGAAGAGCAGCUGGCCCAGAUGGCCAUCAAGUCGGUCCAGUUCUUGAACACGGACGUGUGGUCCAAGGAGCUGCUGUGGGCACUCAGCCGGCCCGACCGGACGCAUCAGGAGCAGCCCCCGGAGAAGGCCUUCCUGUUCCUCUACUUUGGGCUGAUCCUUCAAGCCGAGGAGAACAGCAACACUGUCAGGAGGCACCUGCUAGCCCUGCUGGAAACAUCCCACCAGUGGCCCAAGCAGAGGGAGGGCAUCGCUCUCGCGGUGGGGCUGGCCGCAGCCCGCCACCUGGACCAGGUCUGGGCCAUCCUGGAGCAGUUUGGCCGGAGCACGCCCAUCAAGUGGAGCCUCCACAGCUGCUCUCCGAAGAAUUCAGAGGACUUGCGGUGGAAGUGGGCCAGCAGCACCAUCCUCCUCGCUUACGGCCAGGUGGCGGUCAGGGCCAAGGCCCACAUCCUGCCGUGGGUGGACAACAUCUUGUCACGCAUGAUCUACUUCUUCCACUACAGCUCCUGGGACGAGACCCUGAAGCAGAGCUUCCUCACGGCCGUCCUCAUGCUGGCGCGGGCCAUCAGCCGCAACGAGGGCGCCCACAGCUAUGAAUUCUCCCAGACCUCUGAGCUGCUCGAGAGUCUGAUGGUUCUGCUGGACAAGGAGCCCCCGGACUCUCUGUGCACACUGACCCGCCAGCAGACCAUCCACAUCAUCUCCAGCAUCUGCAAGCUGAGGCCGCCCCCAGACCCAGAGAGGAAAUCGCGGCUUCUGUCCACCUGCCUCCGGAGCGUGCUGGCCCUGCCGCUGCUGGACGUCCUGGAGAAACACACCUGCCUCUAUCUGGAGCCGCCCAACAUACAGGGAGACAUCGUGACUGGCUCACACAGGAAGCGCAACCUGGUGCCAGGCGCUGGGCUGGAGGCGCCUGUUUGUCCCCAUCAAGUGUCCACCUGCACCCUGGCAGGUGGGGCUGGCUUCACGCCCAGUUCUCAGGUGAUAAAGGCCCUCUACAACAAGACCUCAGAGGCACUGGACCAGAUGCUACAGAGCUUCAUCAUUCAGAACCCUACAGCUGACGAGCUGCACCUCCUGCUGUCGCACCUGUACGUCUGGCUGGCGUCGGAGAAGGCGCACGAGCGGCAGCGGGCUGUGCACAGUUGCAAGACCCUCCUGGAAUUCCUGAACCGAAACAUCUGCCUGGACCCAAAAGAGGACUUCAAACGGAUUGGGCAGCUGGUGGGCAUGCUGGGGAUUCUGUGCCAGGACCCGGACAAGGCCACUCAGGGCUCCAGCCUGGAGGGGGUGGGCCAUCUCUACCAGCUCCUGAUACGCCAGAGAGCAGGGAUGGCUUCACAGGUGGAAGCACAGACCCCCAAGCAGUCUUCCCAGCCCAGUGCCGAUGAAGCCCCUUUAUGGAGCAGCGGGGACCAGAAGACCACUCCCCCGACCCCCCAGGAGAUGGUGACCCCGAAGGACAGCAUCUCCCAGUUCAGCAGCUCCCAAGUCAUCAAGGAGGUCAUGAAGCAUCUCACCAUGGCAGAGCUGACUGACUUCCUCUGGACGGCCAUCGACGGCCUGGGCUCCGCUAGCCCCUUCCGCGUGCAGGCGGCUGCCGACAUGCUGCUCGCUGCCGUCCAGGAGCACGGGGCCACGCUGGAGACUGUUGCCACCCUGGGCCGGGCCAUCCACCUGCAGCUCUGCUCUGUCCGCAUUCCCCAAGCCAGGGAGAAUGUCCUGCUUGCCGUCACCCUGCUGGCCCGGAACCACACCCCCGAGCUGGUGGCCACCUUCCUGGACUUCUCCAUAUCCCUGGACAGCCACGCCUUCCAGCUCUGGAGGGCCCUGGGAGCCGAGAGGUCCGUGAGCCGCCUGGUGCUGGCCAUACUGCUGGCCUGGCUGCGGGAGCGGCCCCUGUCCGCCCAGGCCACCGACAGCAGCCCCCCGCCCAAGGAGGAGACCUGCCUGCGCUCGCUGGCCGCCAUGAACACGCUGCGCCAGCUGCAGGGCACCCGGGAGUUCAAGAAGGCUAUGCAGGAGGCCUACCCAAUGCUGCUCCUGGCCCUCCUUACCCAGAUGCACUACGUCCUGGAGCUGGACCUGCCCAGGGGGCCCUGGCCCGGCCAGGAGGCCCAGGAGGCGGCCGCGCCCAGCCCCCAGGGGUGCAGCGCGUCACUGGAGGCGCUCAAGAGCCUGCUGUCCACCACGGGGCACUGGCAGGACUUCGCUCACCUGGAGCUGCAGGGCGCCUGGGACCACUUCACUGCCAUCCACACCUACCCGCAGGGCGUGGGCCUCCUCGCCAGGGCCAUGGUGCAGAACCGCUGCGUGCAGAUCAAGGCAGUGGCCAGCCAGCUGCUGCCCAACCUGCUGAGCAAGGAGGAGCGCGAGAGGAAGGUGUCCAUGCUCAUCCUCGUUGAGUUCCUCUACAGCCCCGCCCUGCUGGAGGUGCUCCCCGAACAGACCGCCCUGGUCGUGCUGGCCCGAAGCCUCAGGGACUCCAGCCCCGAGAUCCGCGUGCUGAGCCUGGAGGGCAUGGGGAACAUCCUCUUCCACCCGGUGAAGGGAAUCCUGCUCCGCGGACAGCUGCCGCCCUUUCUCAACGGCUUCUUCCAGAACAGCGAGCCGAUGGUGGUGCGCAUCAUGGGCACCGUGUCGGACGUGCUGCACCGGCUGGGUGCCCACGGCGCGGGCGCGCAGAGCCUCGGCAUCGCCGUCAAAACCCGCUCCUUCUUCGACGACGAGCGGGACGGGAUCCGGGCAGCGGCCAUGGCGUUGUUCGGUGACCUGGUGGAAUCCAUGGCAGGCAGGGAACUGAGCAGCCUGCGAACCCAGGUGCACCAGAGCAUGGUGCCCCUGCUCCUGCACCUGCAGGACCGCUGCCCAGCCGUCGUCACGCAGGCCAGGUUUGCCUUCUACCGCUGUACCGUGCUGCUCCGUUGGCGGCUGCAACACACCACCUUCUGCACGCUGGCCUGGGAGAGGGGCCUCAGUGCCCGUCACUUCCUCUGGACCCGCCUGAUGACCCGCAGCCAGGAGGAGUUCAGCAUCCACUUGGCACAGGCGCUCAGCUACCUGCACAGCCGCCAACGCCACAUGAAGACUUGGGCCGUGCUCUUCAUAGGUUAUACCAUCUGCUGCCACCCCCGGGCCGUGUCCAGGAUGGUGAACAGCGUCGACAGAAACCUGCUGCUCUGUACUUUUGAAGAUCUCAAGAAGGCCCCGGAGCCUGGCCUCCGCGAAUUUGCUACCAGGCAGCUGUCAUUCAUUCAGGAGGUGGCAGCCAAACCACACUGA